AUGGAGAGCACCCCGUCGCGGGGUGGGCUGAACCGAGCACACCUGCAGUGCAGGAAUCUGCAGGAGUUCCUCGGGGGCCUGAGCCCUGGGGUGCUGGACCGACUGUACGGGCACCCUGCCACCUGUCUGGCUGUCUUCAGGGAGCUCCCGUCCUUGGCUAAGAACUGGGUGAUGCGGAUGCUGUUUCUGGAGCAGCCUCUGCCACAGGCCGCGGUGGCCCUGUGGGUGAAGAAGGAAUUCAGCAAAGCUCAGGAGGAGAGUACAGGGCUGCUGAGCGGCCUCCGGAUCUGGCACACGCAGCUGCUUCCUGGUGGUCUUCAGGGCCUCAUCCUGAACCCCGUCUUCCGCCAGAACCUCCGCACUGCCCUUCUGGGUGGGGGCAAGGCCUGGUCUGAUGACACAAGUCAGCUGGGACCAGACAAGCACGCCCGGGAUGUCCCCUCGCUGGAUAAGUACGCCGAGGAGCGCUGGGAGGUGGUCCUGCACUUCAUGGUGGGCUCCCCGAGCGCGGCCGUCAGCCAGGACCUGGCUCAGCUCCUCAGCCAGGCGGGGCUGAUGAAGAGUGCUGAGCCUGGAGAGCCGCCCUGCAUCACCUCUGCUGGCUUCCAGUUCCUCUUGCUGGACACGCCCGCCCAGCUCUGGUACUUCAUGCUGCAGUACCUGCAGACGGCCCAGAGUCGGGGCAUGGACCUGGUGGAGAUCCUCUCCUUCCUCUUCCAGCUCAGCUUCUCUACUCUGGGCAAGGAUUACUCUGUGGAGGGCAUGAGUGAUUCUCUGUUGAACUUCCUGCAGCACCUUCGUGAGUUUGGGCUUGUUUUCCAGAGGAAGAGGAAGUCCCGGCGGUACUACCCCACGCGCCUGGCCAUCAACCUCUCAGCCGGUGUUUCUGGGGCCGGGGGCACUGCACACCAGCCAGGCUUCAUCGUCGUGGAAACCAAUUACCGGUUGUACGCCUACACAGAGUCAGAGCUGCAGAUCGCCCUCAUUGCCCUCUUCUCUGAGAUGCUCUAUCGCUUCCCCAACAUGGUGGUGGCGCAGGUCACCCGGGAGAGCGUGCAGCAGGCCAUCGCCAGCGGCAUUACAGCCCAGCAGAUCAUUCAUUUCCUAAGGACAAGGGCCCACCCAGUGAUGCUUAAACAGACUCCUGUGCUGCCGCCCACCAUCACAGACCAGAUUCGGCUGUGGGAGCUGGAGAGGGACAGACUCCGCUUCACCGAGGGCGUCCUGUAUAACCAGUUCCUGUCGCAAGUGGACUUUGAGCUGCUGCUGGCCCACGCGCGGGAGCUGGGCGUGCUGGUGUUCGAGAACGCGGCCAAGCGGCUCAUGGUGGUGACGCCUGCGGGGCACGGAGACGUCAAGCGCUUUUGGAAGCGGCAGAAGCACAGCUCCUGA
This is a messenger RNA of Pipistrellus nathusii (Nathusius's pipistrelle), 1392 nucleotides long. The record is from the annotation of a GenBank genome assembly. NCBI's taxonomy places the organism in Eukaryota, Metazoa, Chordata, Mammalia, Chiroptera, Vespertilionidae.